AUGUCAUCGUACUUGCCCGACCUAAACCCAACCACGACUGGACGAGUGCACGGCUCGGACACCAAAAGACAGUCACGCGAAGAAAGAGCUGAGGAUAUUCAAGACCAGCGGGCAAAGUACGAGCAAAGCAUGUUUGGAGUGAGCUCAAAUGGCGACCGAACGUUCAGCCAUGUACGCACCAAUGUACCAGUGAAUUCGGAAAGCGAAGCUGGGCUAAAUAGAAACGAAGAGGGCUCGUUUUACUCGUAUAAUUCGACACGAGAUGUUCGGCUGUUCGUCAAAGAGAUGCACGGCAGGAUCUGGAACAGUAUGAACGAGACCUAUCUUUUACCGUCAGAUGACAUGGAGUGGAACCGUUUAGAUAAACAACAUCUAGCGCAUCUUAUCGGUCUCGGCGGACUCUAUCCAUGUGCAGAGCAAGUCGAAGCGGUCCUCGCGCCAGUGGAAGGGACCACAAAGCGUAUACUCGAUGUCGGAUGUGGCACAGGAAGCUGGAUACUUGAAAUGGCGGAACGCUUCCCUCAUGCCCUCGCCAUGGGCGUUGACUUAGCACCUACUCCAUUCGAUACGUCUCUUUUCCCUUCUAAUCUCCGAAUCGAAAUCGACGACAUUAACCUCGGACUUUGCCACUUUUAUGGCCAAUUCGACCUUGUACACAUGCGUUGUGUCCUUGGUGGAAUACAAAAUAUUGACAAGACUCUCGCGGAUUUGUUUCUUUGCUUAAAUCCUGGUGGGAUGUUAAUAAUUGUGGAUGGGGGAAGCCAUUUUCUCAGUGAUCCUGGAACUAUUGGGCGGAUGCGAAGGGUUCAUGGAGAUGAGGCCGACGCCACCGCAACGAGUGAAGAUGGCUCGUGGUUGAAUCGACUUCACUGGGAGGCUAGUCAAGGGUGCAAGAUUGCGGGUGCUAGUGUCGAUCGCUCACAAGAGGUUCUGAGUGGAGGAUUAUGGGAUCAAUCACUCUGUGAGCAGGAAUCUGUGGCAAGCGGAAGUUACUUUCUUCCUAUUGGUCCAUGGGCUCAAGGGAACAAUGUCGCACAAACCCAGCAGUUGCACUAUGGUGGCUUACUCAUGCGGCAAUCACUCAUGAGCAUACAUCGUGCAUUUCACUCUAUUCUACUCCGACAUGGUAUGACUCAAGACGUGCUCGACGCAUGGUCCCAAGAGAUUGACCAAGAGCUCAACACUUCACGGUGCAAAUCAUGGGUUCGAUUCCACUUCAAUGUCGCCCGUCGACGGCUUGAGCAAGACUCGACACCUGGAGUGAACUCGGAACGUUCUCUACCACGAAUUGAACCUCGACCACGCGAUGAAAACAGUUACCCUGCAUUUGAAAUAUUCUAUGAUAAAGAGACAGCAAGAGCAACUGCGGCCAAGAGGGAGGAGACAAUAGGCAAAUUGCCGACAGCAUGUGUUUCGACGCCGGUUCUCGAAGACAUAAAUCAUGGCCAGCAACCUCCCCGAUACGGAAUUCGAUUGCCUGUCGGUGAGCGACAGCUUGGACACUGCCGAGUAGUGGAGGCUACUGAUGAGCGGUACCACGGAAACAAGGAUGUCGAGGUGCCCAUUCCGUUCCACAGUGCAGCAAGCUCAAACGAAGUAAUCCGAGUUCAAUUGCCGACACCCUAG
This is a messenger RNA of Serendipita indica DSM 11827, 1626 nucleotides long. The record is from the annotation of a GenBank genome assembly. NCBI's taxonomy places the organism in Eukaryota, Fungi, Basidiomycota, Agaricomycetes, Sebacinales, Serendipitaceae.